UCAACUUGCAGUUUCACGUAUAAUAGGCAUGGUUGCCUCGCGCCGUUUGGGCGCAACUUCGUUGUGCUUGACCUUAGCGCGAGGCACUACCGUGCCUCUUGAUGCAGUAUAUAUUCUAUCGCAUCUAGUCGCACGACCGCAGUUGGUCUUUCAACAUACUUCCUUUCAACACUUCAGGAGCACCACACAAGCAAUAAGAGAUACACAUGUAACGAUACGAAUAACGAUAGAAACAAAAUCACCAACAUGCAACUUCUGUUAUGAAGCGGAUAGAUCCAUCGAUUAUUAAGCAGGAAACGAUAGUGGCGCAUCCCAGCAAAGACGGCAAGACGAGCUUACGAUGACAUCUAACACUUUGAAAGCCAAUGUUGGAAUACAAGAGAAAGCUCCUUCGGCUACGUCAGAAAUAGACAAUAAACAUGUUAUGUACAGAAGACAUAGUUUGCACUUAGCGAUUGAAGAAUGGAUAAAUUAUCUACCAAAUGUGAAGUGGCGCAAUGUUGCAACAAUAAGUUUUGUACACUUAUGUGCAUUGUACUGUCUCCUCACUAUCAACUUUACAAUGGAUAUCAGGACAGUCUUUUGGUAUAUCUUGAUUUACACAAUUCAAGGGAUGGGUUUCACCGCUGGUGUUCAUCGUUACUGGACACAUCGAACUUUCAAAGCAAAAUUGCCACUUAGAAUCAUACUUGUCUUUUGCUACCUUACAGCUGGCCAGAUCUCUAUCCGCAGUUGGGUCCGAGAUCAUCGGACACAUCACAAAUUCACGGAUACAAAUGCAGAUCCACACAACAGCAAUCGGGGAUUCUUCUUCUCUCAUGUCGGGUGGUUGAUGGUAAAAAAGCAUCCAGAGGUUAUCGAAAAAGGUCAACAAAUCGAUAUAAGCGACAUUAAGGCGGAUUCUCUCGUUAUGUUCGCUGAUAAGCAUUUUUGGAUACUGAGUUUUAUUUUUGCCCAUAUGAUACCGAUUAUGGUGCCCGUUUACGGGUGGAACGAAGCAUGGACAAUGUCCAUGAAAUUGCAUUUCUGUCGUCAUAUAUGCGAGUGGCACAGUGUGUGGAGUGUCAAUAGUUUCGCUCACAUAUGGGGUAGCAGACCGUACGACAUGCAUAUUAAACCGACGAAUAACAUGAUGGUCUCAUUUGCAUCUUUCGGCGAGGGUUCACAUAAUUAUCAUCACGUGUUCCCAUGGGACUACAAAGCAUCUGAAUUCGGUAUACACACAUACAACUUUACGGCUAUGUUUAUCGAAUUCUUUGCGAAAAUUGGUUGGGCAUACGAUCUACAAGAACCGUCUCCGGAGCUCGUGAAGUCUGUCGCAAUUAAGAAUAAAAUGGCCGAACGCCAUUACAAGUGGGAUGCUGUACCGCCUCCGAAUGGUGAAGGUAAAAUAUAUUCGUAAUCUAACUGAUCGCCCAUAAGUUGAACAGGACUCUUGUAUGUUAAAUACGUUUUGUCCACGAUCUACGAUUUAUUUGAACACAUUGAACAAACUGCUUCUUAUUGAGGAAUAGCUGUUUACUGAAUAUAAGGAAGAAAUUAUAUUCCUCAGAUUUUUAUAUUCUUUUAAUGGCGUGUUGGGCAUAAAUAAAAAUAUAAACU
Messenger RNA from Harpegnathos saltator (Jerdon's jumping ant), 1602 nucleotides. Its product is annotated as acyl-CoA Delta(11) desaturase. The coding region runs from base 341 to 1402 and encodes 353 amino acids. Lineage: Eukaryota; Metazoa; Arthropoda; Insecta; Hymenoptera; Formicidae. The transcript is spliced from 6 exons. Gene Ontology annotation, biological process: unsaturated fatty acid biosynthetic process. Gene Ontology annotation, molecular function: iron ion binding; stearoyl-CoA 9-desaturase activity. Gene Ontology annotation, cellular component: endoplasmic reticulum membrane. The record is from RefSeq and is a predicted model, not a curated record.